UCGAUAACAACGCAGGCGAAUGUGAAAAAGUUCAAGUUCAAACAGCUGAUCCGGUUUGUUUUGGGUUUUCAAGUGAUAUAACGAAGCCAAAACAAGCAAUUAGGCCUCUAUCCCGACUCAUCCAGGAUGUUCCAGCUGUGGCGUCCGCUGCUUCUUAUUCGCAGCAUGCACCUGAGCCAGCGCCGGCAAAUGAGUCACUACGAUGCCCUUGGAAUUGCACAAAAAUGCACCCAGAACGAGAUCAAGGCAGCAUACUACAAGCUUUCAAUGCUCUAUCAUCCGGACAGAAAUCAGGGCAGCGAGAGUGCUGCCAAGAAGUUUCGGGAGAUAAAUCAGGCGUACGAGAUCUUAGGAAACUACCGCCUGCGCCGCCUUUACGAUAAAGGGAUCGUGCAUACAGCGGGCGCCCAAUAUGCCCAGGAUAUCCAUGAUGUGGCAGAGCCCGUGGUGGAAGACGACCCUGAGACGAAGUUUUACAAGUCGCGUUUCCAGAAAUCCCGGGUGGCGGACUCUGAGGGUCGAACACCAAUCUAUGAUUUUGACGAGUGGUCUCGAAAUCAUUACGGGAAGUCCUUUGACCGGAGACAGGCUGCUCAGGCCAAAUACGAUCGAAUAAAGGUCCAAAAGGAGACGAACAAAAUGUCCGGCCAGACGGACUUGGUAAUGCUAGCCUUUAUUUUCGCAGGAGUUGCCAUAUACCUGAUGUUUCUCGCCGAGAGCUCCUACGACACGCCCAAACAGAGAGCGGAGGAACGACACAGACGGCUGCGGGAGGAGAUGGAGCUGCAGGCAAACAAGAAGCAACCCUAGAGUACUCUAGUCUACAGUGUACAUAGUUAAGUUUAAUCAAUUUAAUUAAAAGGCUAUUUUUUGAGAAUAA
Drosophila rhopaloa is the source of this 880-nucleotide messenger RNA. Its product is annotated as dnaJ homolog subfamily C member 30, mitochondrial. Lineage: Eukaryota; Metazoa; Arthropoda; Insecta; Diptera; Drosophilidae. The record is from RefSeq and is a predicted model, not a curated record. The transcript has a single exon. Bases 127 to 810 code for a protein of 227 amino acids.